Messenger RNA from Candidula unifasciata, 1305 nucleotides. NCBI's taxonomy places the organism in Eukaryota, Metazoa, Mollusca, Gastropoda, Stylommatophora, Geomitridae. The record is from the annotation of a GenBank genome assembly.
AUGUUGACGAGUAUCAAGAAAAUUGUGGUCUACCUCAGCGUUACUUGUGUACUCCUUAUUGUGGUGGAGGAGUGCUUCUACAGAACCCACACAGGCAGCACCAGACCUCACUUAAGCCACCUGGAAAGUUCUAGAUCUCUCACAUAUACCCAGCUUCUCAGAAACUCAACUUCACUUGAAACCUCAUCUCCUCCUGUCACCUAUAAUAUAGACAGACAGACAGCAGACGUUAUAACAGACGAUGAAGAGUUUAGCGAUGCACGGGAAAAGUCUCCGGCAAGACUUCCUAUUUCUGUCCAAAGAAAUAAUAGUUUCAAAAUCAAGAAUCCACGUCCUGAAGUAGGUGAGACGAGGGACAACACAGCCAGAAACAAGACAGUUACCAGUCCAGCAGUUGACCUACUUGAGACAGAGCUUGAGGAAGAACGCAGACUCCGACAGUCGCCAUUUAUUCGUUUCCAGGAUUUUACUGAAAACACAAGCUCGUCCUCCGAUGUAUCGACAUCCGUGAAGCUGAUCUCCUAUUUCCGGCCAGAUGAUUCCACGACGUUUCUGCCAAAAAGCUUCAGCAUAUGUCAGUACAAGUGUCGUUAUGUGAGAAACAUGUCGCGGGCCGACGCUGUCUUGUUCCAGGCGUCUUUGAUCCGAGACAACGUCAUCCCUGAUUUCUACAGACCCCCUGGUCAAAGGUGGGUCUUUUUCACAAGCGACCCAGCAAUCAAACAAUAUGAAUUGGAGAGGCCAGAUGUUAAGUCGCAGUUUAACUGGACUGUAACUUAUCAGCUGGACUCGGAUUUUCCGUCACCAUUUGGUUAUCUACAAAAGCGAAAACCACCAGUACGGAAUUAUGACACUGUGUUUGACAGAAAGAACAAGAUGGCAGCCUGGUUCGUCAGCCACUGUUCCACCUGGGGUAAGAGAGAGCUCUAUGUGCAGAGAAUGCGUAAAAUCAUCCAGGUGGACAUAUUUGGACAAUGUGGAAACUUGUCAUGCGGCCCCAUCCACUACCGAAUGAAUGACAGCACGCAGUGUUUGCCCAUGCUGACUCAACAAUACAAAUUUUACCUGGCCUUUGAGAAUUCUUUCUGUAAAGAUUACGUCUCUGAGAAGUUUUUCAAGCUGUUUGAUAACGUGGAUGUGGUGCCGGUAGUUCGAGGCGGCUUUGACUACAAGAAGUACCUCCCUUCGGGAAUCUUUGUUGACGCCUCAGAUUUUAAGUCACCCGAAGCUUUAGCUCACCACCUGCUACAACUGGCCAGGGACAAAGAGAAGUAUGUGGCCAUGCUGAAGAAGAAAAGCCAGUAA